AGCUUUUUCUUUUUCUAAAUGAAUCUCGAUAUAGUCACAAAUCCAAUUUUUUUAUAUUAGGGAGCACAGGUACUGGAAAAUCAUCCUUUGCAGUCGAAUUGGCCACGUAUUUUAAAGAUAAAAAAAUAUAUAUAAAUGUCGCUAUAAUAAACUGUGAUGUUAUGCAGUUUUAUAAGGAUCUCCCAAUCCUUACAAACAAGACGCUAUCUGAUGAUAUGAAAAAAAUACCACAUGCAUUUUUAGGCUUUCUUGACUCCCACGAUUCUUACCUAUUUGAUCCCGUAAGAAAAAAUUUUAAUAGUCAAACAAUCGAUUCCAUGAUUGUUCAAAAUGUAACCAAUACACGUUUCGAUGUUCGUUCUUAUGUUGACAAGGUUACCGAGUUUAUAAAUAAGUAUUUUGAAGUGCACAAUAAUUCGGCCAUUAUAAUUUGUGGAGGAACAUGCUAUUACGCUCAAUCUAUUUUGUUUGAUAAUACCCUUGUUUCUGAGGACAACAAUGAAACUUCAAGUACACCCUCGGAUGAGGAUAAUGCAGGGGAUGAGCUUUGGGAUGAAUUAAAUAAAAUUGAUCCGCAAAUUGCUUCUCGUUACCACCCCAACGAUAAGCGUCGAUUAAGGCGUCUGAUCGAAAUAUAUAAAAAAAACAAAAAGUUACCAUCUGAUAUUUAUUCUUCUAAAAAUGUAAAACUCCGUUUUCCAAGGGAAAAGACAUUUGUGCUCUGUCUUUGGCUUCCGAGAGAGCAGUUAUAUAAAUCUCUUAAUUCAAGGGUCGAUCUUAUGGUAAACAAAGGUCUACUAUCCGAGGUGGAGGAAUUUCAAAAACGUAAUGAGGGGUCUAACCUCCAAACAAGCAUAAAUGAAGCUAUAGGAUUGAAAGAAUUUAAAGGCCUUUUCACUUAUAAAGAUAUACCUAGUGAAGAAUUUCAGGCUUUACUUCAGUCUGGAAUUAAGCAGGUAAAAUCGAAUACACGAAGGUAUGCUAGACAGCAGGAAAGGUGGCUGUUUAACCGAAUUCAAACGUUAUUAUAUCAUUUGAAAGAUAGUUUUAUUUCUCAUCAUUUUAUGAGAAUUGAUUCUUCUCACCUUAAAGAAUUGGCUAAUAUUUCAAAAUUGGUGCACGCCUUUUUUUCAAUUAAGACAGAAAAAUUAGAUUACGUCGAUUUUCUUCAUAAUAUUGCAAUCGAGCCAAAGAUGCCCGUCUCGCAGGAGGUCUGCAACGUCUGUAAUACAAUAAUAUAUGGAAGAGGUCAGAUGGAAUUACAUAUACUUUCUAAACACCAUCGUACGACUGUAAAACGUAGAAUUAACGAAAUUAAAUUCAGAGAAACCUAUGGAAGGGAUUUACCGCCCCCAAAGCGGAAAAAAAAUCCAAAUUAACUGGUUUCUAUGGAUUAUGAACAUAUAUA
Messenger RNA from Phytomonas sp. Hart1, 1408 nucleotides. The record is from the annotation of a GenBank genome assembly. NCBI's taxonomy places the organism in Eukaryota, Euglenozoa, Kinetoplastea, Trypanosomatida, Trypanosomatidae.